Molecule: messenger RNA, 381 nt
Organism: Rosa rugosa (rugosa rose)
Lineage: Eukaryota; Viridiplantae; Streptophyta; Magnoliopsida; Rosales; Rosaceae
Product: cysteine-rich receptor-like protein kinase 19
Exons: 2
Coding region: 1-381 (126 amino acids)
Biological process (GO): protein phosphorylation
Molecular function (GO): protein kinase activity
Source: RefSeq, a predicted model, not a curated record
AUGUCUCCGAAGUAUGCCAUGAGAGGGAUGUUUUCUGAAAAAUCUGAUGUCUAUAGCUUUGGGGUAUUGGUCUUGGAGAUUAUUAGUAGCAAGAAGAAUGCCAACUUCUAUUUAUAUGACCAACAGCUAGGCUUUCUAGCCUAUGCAUGGAACUUGUGGAAUGAAGACAAGAGAUUGGAGUUGGUAGAUGAAAUAUUAGGCGAUUCAUAUUCCUCAUUGGAAGUACUAAAAUGCAUGCAUAUCGGGCUUCUGUGUGUACAAGACAAUGCUGUGGAUAGGCCAACCAUGGCAGAUAUAGCUUUGAUGUUAAGUAGUGAGAAAGAUGGUUCACAACCUAAGCUGCCUGUAUUCACUAUCCAAAACUCAGCUUAUCAUCCUUAA